This is a messenger RNA of Oenanthe melanoleuca, 1043 nucleotides long. It is a transcript of the gene TMED4, whose product is annotated as transmembrane p24 trafficking protein 4. The transcript is spliced from 5 exons. Gene Ontology annotation, biological process: Golgi organization; positive regulation of canonical NF-kappaB signal transduction; intracellular protein transport. The record is from RefSeq and is a predicted model, not a curated record. Lineage: Eukaryota; Metazoa; Chordata; Aves; Passeriformes; Muscicapidae. Gene Ontology annotation, cellular component: endoplasmic reticulum-Golgi intermediate compartment; endoplasmic reticulum; COPII-coated ER to Golgi transport vesicle. Bases 80 to 748 code for a protein of 222 amino acids.
GGGCUGCGGCGCAUGCGCACUGAGGCGGGUGAGGCGCUGGCGCACGCGCAGAGCGCCCCCCCGACGGGCGGGAGGGACCAUGGCGGCGCUGGGGGAUGCGCUGAGGGCAGCGGCGGCCGCGCUGCUGCUGCUGAGCUGGGGCGCCCAUGGCCUCUACUUCCACAUCGGCGAGACUGAGAAGCGCUGCUUCAUCGAGGAGAUCCCCGACGAGACCAUGGUCAUCGGCAAUUACCGGACCCAGCUGUGGGACAAACAGUCCGAGUCCUUCCUGCCCUCCACGCCGGGGCUGGGCAUGCACGUGGAGGUCAAGGACCCCGACGGAAAGGUGGUGCUCUCUCGCCAGUACGGCUCCGAGGGUCGCUUCACCUUCACGUCGCACACGCCGGGCGAGCACCAGAUCUGCCUGCACUCCAACUCCACCCGCAUGGCCCUGUUCGCCGGGGGCAAGCUGCGGGUGCACCUGGACAUCCAGGUGGGCGAGCACACCAACAACUACCCCGAGAUCGCCGCCAAGGACAAGCUGACGGAGCUGCAGCUGCGCGCCCGGCAGCUGCUGGACCAGGUGGAGCAGAUCCAGAAGGAGCAGAACUACCAGAGGUACCGCGAGGAGCGGUUCCGCAUGACGAGCGAGAGCACGAACCAGCGCGUGCUGUGGUGGUCCAUCGCCCAGACCAUCAUCCUCAUCCUCACCGGCAUCUGGCAGAUGAGGCACCUCAAGAGCUUCUUCGAGGCCAAGAAAUUGGUGUAGCCCCCCACUGCCCCCGGGGGGCUCCCCAAAACCCACCCCCACCCCAGCAGGGGAUCCCACCCACCCUGGGGCACCCGGGGGCUCUCCAGAAUCCACCCCACCCACCCUGGGGUGCUGAGGAAGGAUCCAGGGGAGCCCCCCAAACCCACCCCACCCACCCUGGGGUGCUGGGGAGGGACCCUCACUGCCUGCUGGGACCUUGGGGGGCGUGGGCGGGUUUGGGGGGUGCAGAAAGGGGCCACCCCCCCUUGGUGUUGUUUUUGAUGGGGAAAUAAAGGUUUUUUGGUUCCACCAA